Molecule: messenger RNA, 1187 nt
Organism: Dacryopinax primogenitus
Lineage: Eukaryota; Fungi; Basidiomycota; Dacrymycetes; Dacrymycetales; Dacrymycetaceae
Product: CCR4-NOT transcription complex subunit 7
Exons: 5
Coding region: 26-991 (321 amino acids)
Cellular component (GO): P-body; CCR4-NOT core complex; CCR4-NOT complex
Molecular function (GO): poly(A)-specific ribonuclease activity; nucleic acid binding
Source: RefSeq, a predicted model, not a curated record
GUCCCAGCUAUCACAUCCAGAAAGCAUGGCCGUACAGCAGAAUCAGCAAGUACAGCAGCAAUUAGGCGUUGGCGCAAGUGGUGUCAACGCCCAGGCAAGAGAGAAUCAGGUUAUUCGGGAAGUAUGGGCCAGCAACUUCGAGGCUGAGAUGGCGUACAUCCGAGAGCUGGUUGUCGGCUAUCCGUACGUAGGAAUGGAUACCGAAUUUCCCGGUGUCGUCGCAAGACCAAUAGGCUCGUUCAAGACGUCCUCCGACUACCACUACCAGACGAUGCGGUGUAAUGUGGACUUGCUCAAGCUGAUACAACUGGGCAUCACAUUAACCGACGAACACGGACGGCAUCCUCCUGAAUAUUGGUCAUGGCAAUUCAACUUCCGCUUCGACCUCAACGAGGACAUGUACGCGCCCGAGUCAAUAGACCUUCUAUCAAGUAGUGGACUCGAUUUCGUGAGACAUCAGGCAGAAGGGAUUGAGCCGGAUGAGUUUGCAGAGCUGUUCAUCACCAGCGGGCUCGUUGCGAACGAUGAGGUCUGCUGGGUCUCAUUCCACAGUGGAUACGAUUUCGGCUACCUAAUAUCCGCCCUCACCUCGGCGCCAUUACCCAAAUACGAAGACGACUUCUUUCACCUACUCAGUAUCCUCUUCCCCUCCUUCUACGACAUCAAGUUCAUCUGGCGGCACGUCAAGGCGGCCAAAGGUGGAUUGCAGGACAUUGCCGAUGAGCUGGGGAUCCCUCGUAUUGGCCCGCAGCAUCAAGCUGGCUCAGACAGCCUCCUUACCUCAAGUGUAUUCUUCAAGAUCUGCGAGUUGUACUUCCCAGAGCAAAUGAAUGAAUCUUACCGUGGUCAUCUGUAUGGGCUGGGCCCACAGAGCACACCAAUGGAAUCAACCCCGCCUUCGCAGCCAGCACCGAAUCCGUACGCUAUUGGCAUGGGCAUGGGACAGGGCGCGUACAACAACGUCCCAGGGAUGCAGUACGGCUACCGAUAGUGACCCGUGACAAUGGCCCAGUGUCCCUCCGCAGCGCGGUAUAUACGUGGGGUCGGGGAGCGUGGAGUGUAUGUGGUAGUUGCGCCUGCGAGCGGUGAGCGAAGCGGUCGCGAUACUCAGGUAUGCUUAUGCGUGACGUCGGUAUGAUCAAUGUUGUAUCGUAAUUGUAUUGUCCUGGAAUGCUCUGGAAUCUCAU